Molecule: messenger RNA, 669 nt
Organism: Schizosaccharomyces octosporus yFS286
Lineage: Eukaryota; Fungi; Ascomycota; Schizosaccharomycetes; Schizosaccharomycetales; Schizosaccharomycetaceae
Exons: 3
Coding region: 1-669 (222 amino acids)
Source: RefSeq, a predicted model, not a curated record
AUGAAGAAUAAAUACACACCUGUUUCAGACUCUGAAGAGUCUUCGAAAACGCUCACUGAUGAAAAGGCAGACACCCGUUCUUCAGAGGGUACUCCCCCUCCGUAUUCAGCUUCAAACAAAUUUAUCGAUUUAGAAAUGGCUGACGGAUCCGCUCAGAAUUCCGCCGAAUUAUCCGAAAAUAAUAUUAGGUCUGACCCUUCGCCAAAUAAACAGUGGUGGAAAACACCUGUCAUAGGAACAGUGACCAUUAUAACUAUUAUAUAUAAUAUUGUAUUUAUAGCCAUAGUUUUUGGUUACAACGUUUCUCUGUAUUCGAACACUUUUUAUGGUCUUGCUGGCAGCUCUAUUGGAUCUAUUUGUACUUCUCUCCUUGCAAUUCUUUAUAUCUGUCCGGAAUGGUACAGGGAAGCUGGAAGAGCAACAAAGAAGUGCAUUAAGAAAUUCACACCAGCUGUAUGUAAAGCGCUAAUUACCCUGAUAAGUUUGAAUGGAGUCAGGGGGUAUGUUUUGAAAUUAGCAGGAGGCUUCGAAUAUAUACAUUCAGCCAUGGUGUUGGUUGUUUUGGCCGUAUUGAACAUAUGCUUGUUUGUUCUUCUCAUUCGUAAGUUGCAAUUUUCUAUGAACCUUUCUAACCUCUUUAGGAAACCCAAAUUGGAUUUGGAAAUAUGA